Molecule: messenger RNA, 3759 nt
Organism: Malaclemys terrapin pileata
Lineage: Eukaryota; Metazoa; Chordata; Testudines; Emydidae
Gene: EFHB
Product: EF-hand domain family member B
Exons: 13
Coding region: 12-1784 (590 amino acids)
Molecular function (GO): calcium ion binding
Source: RefSeq, a predicted model, not a curated record
CCGGCGCCGCCAUGGUCGGGGAGCUGCGGCCGGUGUACCGGGGGCGGUUCUUUGACAGGUUUCCCGAGCUGCCAACAGCAGGAAAACUGAUCCCAGUUGGAGAUACAGCUGCCAGUUGUCUGACUGAAGUUUUUCCCAGGCCUAUUACACCCCCGGUUGUGAGAAAGUUUCUCAAUUCUACAAGUCCAGCUCCUGGUGCUGAAAGAAUAUUCUAUGGCAGAGCAAAUGAUCCUGAUAUUGCAGUCCAUUUGACACAUGGCAUUAGCUCCCGGUCUUCACUGAGUGCUGGCUUCUUGACAAAUCCACCUCGAAAAACUCGGUUUCAACAAAAAUUUGAAGAGAGAAAAGAAGCCCUGUAUUUAAGUAAUCGCCAAGCACCUCUGGGGAGGUCAUAUGAUCAAACUUCAAUGUUACCUAAAGGCAUGGAUGUGACUGCCACCACUUUUGGAACAACAACCAUCAGAGACACACCUGGUGGAGAGCUUAUAAAUCCACCAAAAAGCUUUGAGGUAGUGGAUAAUGAAGCAAAAGAAGGACAUGAGUUGUAUGUUGUGACACACAAUGAUUACAAUGUAGGGGAAGCAAUAAACAGGAAAUAUGAGCCAUCAACAUUCAACAAAUAUCAUGUUUAUGGAAUAGAAACACCUCACUUUAAUGAUGGACGAAAUGUAUCCAAAUCUUUACGCUGGCUUUACAAUCUCCAAUUAAAGAAAGCAGCAAAAAUAGUGUCCAAAAGAAGUGAUGAUUUCAAGGAAAAAUUUCAGCCUCAGCUUGGAAAAGUCCUUGAUCCCAUAGCAGAAACUAUGAACGUGCCACCAGACCAUACAUUUGGAAUGUUUCUUCGUCCUGAUGAGUUCGGAGUUGGUGAUCUUCUUCACAAUAGGGUUCCGAGUGAGUUCCUCCGUGGUAAGGACAGAGAGAGAGCUGUCUUCACUGCAAUUCGACAGAAUUUGAAGAAAGCUAACUACCACAAUUUUGGCACAUUACUAGAAGCAUUCAGGCAUUAUGACAAGAACGGUGAUGGGAAGAUAGACAAAGAAGAACUGAGGAAGUCUUGUUUUCAGCUAAAUCUCGAUCUAGAUGAGGAACUGCUGGAUGCUUUAUUUGAUUACUGUGAUUUGGAUAAAGAUGGUCUGAUUGACUAUCUGGAGUUUGUAAACUUUCUUAACUGGAAAGACAAAAUGUCUAUUGAAGAAUUUGAAAAAAACAUAAUUACAAAAGGGAAAAAGCCAGAUGGUUCUGAGCCUUCCCUAUCUGAAGAUGCAGAAAUCAAAACAAACAAUGGAUCACUGUUAAAAGAUGAAGAUCUUGUACCAAAGGAACCUGGAACCUCAGAAAAGACACCAAAAACUCUUACAAGACCAACAGAUCGUGUAUUUGCUGAUUAUCGCACAACUUCUUCUCAGUACAAUGCAACUGUAGGAGGUCUCCCUGCAACUUGUUACCCAUUAUACGGCGUUCCAACCAUUCGUUCAGAUAUUCCUGCCCCUCGUGUUCGCCGCAUCAGUGACAGAACUAAUUAUGGUGAUGAAGCCAAUGCUUAUGCAUUAUUAUGUCCAUCUGUCUUCAGCCAGAAAGGAGUGUAUGAGAGAGAUUUUUUUAAGACAAGACCAAAGUCAGAGAUUGCACGAAUUCUCCGUAACAUCGGAGUGAGCAUUUCAGAUCAAAACUUUGAAGAAGUAUGGAAGCAGGCCUGCAUGAAACAUCACAGAGGAGAUGUCUGUGUAGAAUCCAUCAGAAAUAUACUGGAUGAGAUACAAGCAUCACACACAAAAUGCAGUUGAGGUUUUCUAUUCUUUGUGGUAUUUUAUUUAAAAUAAAAUCUGCCAUAACUUUGGUAUUGACUAGAACAAAUGUUUAAAUGUAUUGUGUUUACAGAAUUAGGGCUUGUCUGCACUACCCGCCAGGAUUGGUGGGUAGAAAUCGAUCUCUCGGGGAUCGAUUUAUCGCAUCUCGUCGGGACGCGAUAAUCGAUCCCCGAAUCGACGCGCGUACUCCACCAGCCCAGGUAGGAGUAAGUGCCGUCGACGGCGGUCGAUUUGCCACCGUCCUCACAGCGGGGUAAGUCGGAUCAGAUACGUCGAAUUCAGCUACGCUAUUCCCGUAGCUGAAUUUGCGUAUCUGAAAUCGAUCCCCCCCUGUAGUGUAGACAUAGCCUUAGAAUCCAAUCUAUAGUCCUUCUGUAAGGACCGUGGGAGACCGCAUAUAUAUGAAGCUUAUCCCCCAUUAAAGUCUGGGAAUUGGACCACUGAUUUCAGUGGGAACAGGACUAGAUAUAUUAUUUGCUUAUAAAUUGAAUUCAGUUGUUUCUCUGUAUAUUAUUAUAUGACUUAAUGUGUCUCAGUGUUCAAUUUUACAUUUUGAGCCUGAACACUUUUCCAUCUUGUCUUUGUUUACAAAAACAGAAACCAUUGCAUAAAUAUUUGAAAUGUUUUUACAUACUGAGAAUAAUUAAAUAACAAGAACUUGUCUGAUAAAGAAUUUUUUUUUAAAGCCGGUAUUUCUGUGUAAAGAAAAUCGUUCCUCUGCUCUUCUAGAAUUCCUUGUUGGUGUCAACAAAACGGUGGCUAAAGAUGAGCUGGUUGCCAAAAUUUAUUUGGAUUUUCAAAAACCUCUUUGAUGAAGCCCCUCACAGGAGGAUGCUAAGGAAAUAAAAUAAUCAUGGAUUGAGAUGUAAAGUAUUGACUAAGACAGCAAACAAAGCAGGGAUAAAUAGCCAAUUUUCAACAUGGCAAAAGGCUAACAGCCUGGUACACCCAAGGUUAUGAUACUAGAAACCAGUAUUCAAUAUAUGCAAUCUGGAAAAAUGGGUGAAUACUCAGAUGCAAAAUUUAAAGAUCACACAAAAUUAUAUAGGUUAGAAAAGGCUAGAGAAGACCAUGAGGAAUUUCAGAGGGACCUAACCCUCAGUUCAUCAAUAGCAAAUAAAAUUAAUUGUUGACAAAAGCAAGGUAAUACACUUUGGAAAGAAUGAUCUGAACUAUGGAGAUGCUCUGCUGGAUUCUAAAUCUAAUUGUAACCACACAAGAAAAAAUCUGACUGUGGACAUCUGUGACAGGGAGCUGUCAGCAACACUCUGGUCACUGACAUUGCUGCAGCCUAGAGAAGUCUGCAGGCCCAGUUGAGGGCAAUUACACACUUUCUUGUGGGGGAUUAUGAGCAUAUGGGUGACAAUCACAGGAUAACAAGGGAGAAUAUAAGGGGAGGAAACAGGGAUCAAGGGCAGCUCAAAAGAGCUCAGGAGGAAUCUCAGAGUGUGAGCCAGGCCAGGCAGGGCGGCAGGGAAGCCAGUCCUUGCUAUAAGUCUGCAUUGCAUUGUAUUGUUAUGUAAUAAAUAGACAGCCUGGUGUGCGUUUGUGACUGCAAAACCAUCUUAACUGGCCAGGCAGUGAGGUUCACUGGGUAAUGAUGCAGGUGCCCUGUGACAACGUUUUUAUGAAAAUCUCUGCUCAGCAUGCAAAUAAAAUGUUAGGAUGAAUAAAAAAAUGGGAUUGAAAAUAAUAAUGUUCGUUUCUGAAUCAAUAUUAUGCCCUUGUCCUAGAAUAUUAUGUUCAGUUCUGGUCACUUUAUUUAAAAAAAGGAUAUAGAAACAAUAGAGAGAGUUCAGAGAUAGGCAUUCAAAAUGACUACAGAUAUGAAAAGACUUCCAUUUAAAAAAUAAAGUUGAAAAGAUUGGGAUUAUUUAGUUGAGAGACAGGAAAAAUAGGAAGGGAUUUGAUAGAGGUAUACCAAAUAAUAAUGUAGUCAGGGAAAAUCAAG